AGGGGAACUUACUCUCUUCAGCGCUCGCUACCUCACGCCUCCACGCUCGCUUUCCAAUAUCGCACACCCUUGACUUCCACAAUGGGUAAGCUUGUCGCCCGGCACCUUUUUCUUAUUACCCAAAUCUACGCUCUCCUGCCCCAUUUCUUGAGGCUUCAACUUCCAUCUGCUGUGCUCUCCCGAGUCCUCGCGUUCCUGUGUCAGGACCAUGUCCCCCUCAAGGCCGCGGAGUGCGCUUGGCCGCUCGCAAGGAGACUCAGAAAACCUCGGAAUCCCCCCCCCAGUGAUCUCGUCCCGACCAAAGAGCGAUUCAUACUCCAUGGGGCUGCUGGGCCAAUUGCCAUCCGAAUGUACUCUUGAAACUGCCAAAUCACCUGCUAACUCUAUCCCCGCGGAUCUAGCUUCGCCUCCUCCCGCUCCUGCCAAUGGCACUCCUGCCUCCUCCUCUUCUCCUCCCAGCAGCAAGCCAAGUUCUCCUUUCGUUGAGCGUAGUAACCCAAUGGGUGCUGGAAAUGCCCAAACGGUCAGCUCGAAGGACCCUAAGGCUGCGGCCCAGGCCGCCUCAGACAUGAAGAAUGUGGUUCGCCGCAAGUUGACCGGCUACGUUGGCUUUGCCAAUCUGCCCAACCAAUGGCACCGCAAGAGUGUUCGCAAGGGAUUCAACUUCAACGUCAUGGUUGUUGGUGAAUCUGGCCUCGGAAAGUCUACCCUUGUCAACACCCUCUUCAACACCUCUCUUUACCCCCCCAAGGAGCGUGCCGGUCCGAGCCACGAUAUCAUCCCCAAGACCGUCUCCAUUCAGUCUAUCAGCGCAGAUAUUGAAGAAAACGGAGUGCGUCUUCGCUUGACCGUUGUUGACACCCCCGGAUUCGGUGAUUUCGUGAACAACGACGACUCCUGGCGCCCAAUUGUGGAGAACAUCGAACAGAGGUACGAUGCUUACCUAGAGGCUGAGAACAAGGUCAACCGCACCAACAUCGUCGACAACCGCAUUCAUGCCUGUGUCUACUUCAUCCAGCCCACCGGCCACUCUUUGAAGCCGCUUGACAUUGAGGUUAUGCGCCGUCUGCACACCAAGGUCAACCUUAUUCCAGUCAUUGCCAAGGCUGAUACCUUGACUGAUGACGAGAUCUCCCUCUUCAAGAAGAGAAUUCUUGCCGAUAUCCAACAUCACUCCAUCCAGAUCUUCGAAGGCCCCCGCUACGAACUGGACGACGAAGAGACUAUUGCGGAGAACCAGGAAAUCAUGUCCAAGGUUCCCUUCGCCGUUGUUGGUGCUAACGCGGAGGUGUCCACCUCCGAUGGCCGGAAGGUUCGGGGCCGUAGCUACCCAUGGGGUCUCAUUGAGGUCGACAACGAGGACCACUGUGACUUCGUCAAGCUGCGCCAGAUGCUUAUCCGCACACACAUGGAAGAGCUCAAGGAGCACACCAACAACUCUCUGUACGAGAAUUACCGUUCCGACAAGCUUACCCAGAUGGGAGUCGCUCAGGACCCAAGCGUGUUCAAGGAGGUCAACCCCGCUGUCAAGCAGGAGGAGGAGCGUGCCCUACACGAACAAAAGCUCGCCAAGAUGGAGACGGAGAUGAAGAUGGUCUUCCAGCAGAAGGUGGCCGAAAAGGAGAGCAAAUUGAAGCAAAGCGAAGACGAACUAUACGCCCGGCAUCGGGAGAUGAAGGACCAACUAGAACGUCAACGCCUGGAGUUAGAAGAAAAGAAAUCCCGACUCGAGAGCGGAAGGCCGUUGGAAGAGAAGGGGAAGAGGAAGGGAUUCUCUCUCCGUUAAACAAAUUCUUCGUCCCGGGCCCUGAUGCUUCUCGCCCAAAAGGCUAUCUAUGCAAGAACCACCCAAAGUACGUAUGGUCGUCGGAGGCUCUCUGGUGGUUCUAUGUGUUUGAUUCUCCACGACUGUCGAUUGAUCGAGCGCUCUUUUCAACUUUUCGCCUUAUUUCUCUUGUGU
Molecule: messenger RNA, 1960 nt
Organism: Aspergillus ochraceoroseus IBT 24754
Lineage: Eukaryota; Fungi; Ascomycota; Eurotiomycetes; Eurotiales; Aspergillaceae
Gene: aspB
Product: septin AspB
Exons: 3
Coding region: 320-1786 (488 amino acids)
Biological process (GO): cytoskeleton-dependent cytokinesis
Cellular component (GO): septin complex; cell division site; cytosol
Molecular function (GO): GTP binding; molecular adaptor activity; GTPase activity
Source: RefSeq, a predicted model, not a curated record